AUGAGUGCCAGCGCAACUGGAAUGUUUAAUAAGAAGUUGUUAGCCACACCACAAGAUGUUCUGAGCGCUCGUAAUUUGGAUGAUGUAGGGGAAAAUCCAAAUCUCUAUCACAAAAUAGCAUCAUACAAUCAUAAAGAAGCACGGUGUCUUUUAUUUGAACGACUGAGCGAUCUGAGGAAAAAAUACAUAAAAGCGCUACCAUAUGAUGAUGCUGCUCCAGGAAUAAUACAAAAAAUUGGCUUUAUCCCAUUUUUUGUUAUUUGUGUCAACUCAGCAGCACUCAGUGUUUGGAAUAGAAUUGAUUCCACGAGUGAAGUUACUUGGGAUGCCACUGGUCAUAUAAUACAAGCGGAUGAUAUACAUAAAAGAGUUCUUUAUUACGAAAUCACAAUCGCUAAUCCGAUUAAACGUGCCACAGCAAUUCCAAUCAGCUUCAUGAUUUCGGAAGCGCAUGAUGCUGAUACCAUCCACAAUUGGAUGUCUCAAAUUCGACUGCUAUACAGCAAAAAAUUUGGCAGCAAUCGGUUCCCUUCUCUAAGAUAUUUGAUUAAUGAUAGAGCGCAAGUGUUUAUUCAGACGGGUCUGCGGUUUUUCAAUCAAGAGUCAAUCCAGGAUUCUAAUAAUCGUGCAUAUAGAAUUCUCAUGGGCCAAUUUACCAGUGAAGAUAUUACAUUAACAAUUCCGCAUGCCUGUUGCAGUCAUAUUAUGAAGGACUUUCGAAUUAUGGCAAGAUUAUGUAAAAUUAAUGAAAUGCAAAUUAAACGGAUUAUGUUUUAUUCAUCUGUGUUACUCAAUUCAUUCACUUAUCAACAAUUAAAACAAAAUUAUUUUUUAUUUUGUGGUUAUUUUCUUUUAUCAAAUGAAUCAACUCAAUGGUGGACAACUACGGAUGCAUUAACAACAGCUGUCAAGUCAUUAAGUAAAUCCAAUAUGGAAGAGACAACCGAUAUUGUGAUGGAUGAUACAUUUUUCGACAUGACACCUGCUGAUGAAUAUGAUGUAUCACAACUUGAUACCAAUGUACCGGAUAUUUUCAAAACAAAAAAACAAUCAACACAAUUUUCUACUUGGAUCAGUAAUGAAGAAAAUAUUCUAAAUUCAAUUGAGUCUUCUAUAAAAAGUGAUAUGGUAAAAAUAUUCGAGAAUGUGUGUCGAAGUGCUGAUAAAUAUGAACUAGUCACUACUAAAUCAACUAAACUAAAGAAAAAGUCAGCCGAUAAUGAGUCUCAGUUAUCUCCAUAUGAAAAGUUUAUUGUUCAAUUUAACAAAUUAUAUAUGGGAACAGUCUACAUGUGGAGCAACAUUCUUCUAGGUAAGAUGUGAGAAAAGAAAGGCAAGCAAUAAAUAGAGCUCACUGUAAAUCAUGAAUAUGUUAGCUAAGUGCAUAUUAGAAAAUUAAAAGUUGAAGGUACUUUGUUCGACAGCGGGAAGUUGAUUAAGGACUCUUUCGAUACCCGGAAAUAAAUAUUUUAUCAACAGUUAUGCAAGUUCCGAUUUUUUAGGUGAUUUACAAAGGUAUAGAGAUGGAACCGAAUUAGAUGAAAAUAAUAAAAUUGACCACAUUCAAAGAACAACAGGGUCAAGUGAAAAGAGGAUGUGGUUUGUGAAGAAUAUCGAAUUAAAAAAAAGAUUCACAAGAGACUGGAUAUUGUUAUUGAUACCAUUUGUAAAGAAACCAUUGCUGUGCAGAAAACUGCCGGUUUGCAAAUGUACACAUCAUUAUCAAAGAAGUACAAAAACAUUGAAGAGCGAUAGAACAAAAAGAAGUCGAAAAUUCAAAACUUAAGCGCAUUGUAGUUUUCAAUAUUUUUACAUGGAUCGAUAGAGCUGAUCGAGCUGAAUCAGAAUAUGUGUGUUUUAGCCUUCCAACAAAUUUGUGAGGGUUGAAAAUUUUAAAAAAAUUAAAAUUUAAGAUUUUAAAAAACGGUCUACAUUUUAAAAACUGAACGUAAAUCUCAAACCCAGCGAGUUUUGGAGCUUUGAAAGCUUUUUAUUCUAAUUCUACAUGAAAAACUCCAUCUAGAAAAAAUAGUUUCGAAAAUAGUUUUUUGGACAACUUCCAUUUUUUUCGAACUAUUCGGCUGAGAUUUUGGAUAAAAAAUGAAAGUUGUCCAAAAAACUUGAAAGGCACAUUAGUCACUUCAGUUUUCGAUGUUGAUGCCAAAUAUGGAAUUGGUUUUGCAAAGAAAAUGAAAGUUUGACGGCGAAAACUGCAAAAUACGAGUGCAUUUCCUUGGUUUUUGCUACCUGUUUCAAAAAAAUUAAUUUUCUCAACAACGAAACAAUAUUUUGCAAAACCCAUUCGUAAGUUUUUUCAUGCCGUUAUGACGAAUGUAACCAUGCAAAAAUAUUGGCUUCAUCUUUAUUUUAAAAGAAAGGGUUGAUUCCUCCGGUGGCCACCGAUGAGGUAUUCCGCUAUCGGCGAAAAAUCUAAAUUUUUAAUGGUCAUAUAAUAUUUGAAUGGCAUCGAAACUAUUUUUUCUAGAUGGAGUUUUUCAUGUAGAAUUAGAAUAAAAAG
Molecule: messenger RNA, 2518 nt
Organism: Didymodactylos carnosus
Lineage: Eukaryota; Metazoa; Rotifera; Eurotatoria; Philodinida; Philodinidae
Source: the annotation of a GenBank genome assembly